Molecule: messenger RNA, 1153 nt
Organism: Esox lucius (northern pike)
Lineage: Eukaryota; Metazoa; Chordata; Actinopteri; Esociformes; Esocidae
Product: complement C1q-like protein 3
Exons: 3
Coding region: 57-734 (225 amino acids)
Molecular function (GO): protein binding
Source: RefSeq, a predicted model, not a curated record
GAGAAACAAUCCAGAACCAUGCUGGAGGGAAACAUUUUGAAAAAUCUUUAAGAGUGAUGGGUCUUUCGGUCUUUUUGCUGGUUGUCUGCUACGGUCUGUAUGUGACCCAGGCUCAGGGAAACAAUGACAACCAGAAAACCUGCUGUCUAUCUGACACUUGUUCCCUGGCAAAAGAACUAGUAUCUAUUGGAGAGAAACUAGGAACCAUGGUGGAGAAACAGGGAACUAUGGGGGAUAACCUGAGACUCAUGGAGACCAGGUUACAAACCAGCGAGAAGGAAGUGGAGGAGCUGAAGCAAAUUAUUGGAGGCCAGCCUAAAGUGGCCUUCUCUGCUGCCCUCCGAGAGUCAGGCAACGGGGACACUGGACCUUUCCACAUCAACACUCCUCUUCAGUACAAGAAGGUCUUCUCAAACACCGGCAACUGUUACAACCCAGCCACAGGUAUAUUCACAGCCACAGUGAAAGGGAUGUACUAUUUCCGUUUCACCACGAUGAAUAAUCAAGCUAACCCUCCUAGUUCUGUGGUGAGCCUCACCAAAAACGGUCAGAGCCUGGCAACUGUCUGGGACCAUGGAUCAACUGAUACCAAUGACAGUGGCAGCAAUGCAGUGGUCAUUUCCCUGGAGGUGGGCGAUAAUGUCUAUGUUGAGUUGUGGGCUAAGAAGCUGGUCUAUGAGGACAGCAACCUGUACUUGACCACCUUUAGUGGCUUCCUGCUCUUCGCCAUGUAAAUCGUGGCAACAUGUUAAACAGCUAAAAAAGUUAAAUAGAAGUGCUUGCUUUCAUACCAGUUGUGGUUAGAAUAAAAUUUGAUGCUUCUAUGUUUUAUAGUGAAAUUCUUCAUGUCUGCUUAUUCACCAGAAGCCAAACUGUUAGAUAAUUAUAAUGUAAUGUAGAAAUAAAACUCUAUGUUCCAUUCAAAUAAUGUUUUGCUUCAUUUUCAAACCGACAAGUUACAAAAGUGUAAAUAAAACACACCCAACAAGUGCUCUCCUCCAAUUAUGGUGAAUGUUGUGAGAUUACAAUGUCUUAAGUGUUUGAUAUUUGUGCUUGUAAUUUUCAGAUUCAUAUUUUUUAUGAUUGUAUACUGUCAUCUGGUGGACACUUCUUUGGCCAAUAAAAUAGCUGUCUGUGUGUGUGCACACACCAA